GCCGGUUGGUGCUUGAAAUUCCGCGGUUCGGAAGCCGCAGAUUACGGUUCGGAAAUCGGCCGGCAAAUAGAGGAAGAAAAAUUGCGGGGCAAUAGUUUUUGAUAGUGAUACCGAGUACGAGUUAUUUGCUUGUUUUUUUUUUUUUGUUUUCUUGUUUUCUGUUCUUUGAACAGCUAGUAAAUCGGGGAAGAAAUUAUAUUCCGUGAUCAUAUCGCUGUGCUGUGUUUUUCAUUCGUAUAUAGUAAAAGAUAUUGGAUGUAAUAUCACGAUAUUAUUACACGUGACGUGGCGAGUUGAUUUUUUAAAAUUCAUCUCACGAUGAUUCGUUUGGUUGGGCAUCGUUGAGUCAAAAAAAUGGAUACGGAAUCUUGGGAGAAGAUGAAGUGAAGAUCCGCGAGAUGGUUUCGAUACUGCCGAGGUGAUGUGGGGCCGGAGAUGGCGGCUGGCCGUGUUGGCCAUUUGGACAAUAUUGGCGCACGGCCGAGAAACCGGAAGCGAAGGAGGCAAAGUCGACCUGACUCCCGGUAGAAACAUUGUCCCAGGAGUCGAGACGCGGAGCGAUCCGCCAGCCGCGAUAAGAAAUCCGUCAGGAUGGAGAGAGGCGAAGGAUAACGAGGAGGUGGAUGGAAAUCGGCCUGGCAUCGCUGCAGCUGAACCGGAAAUGAGCGAAAGCGGUAAAAACUCGGUGAAUAACCGUCUCGCGUCCGAAGCGCCGGACUCCGGUCACCGAGAGAUCGAACUCCUCGUGGGAAAAAGCGAGGAGGAUACGCAGGCUCGCGAAACCAAGUCCGGCAUCCGGACGUCGAGCGAUCUUCGAAAAGUGGAACGCGGUGCUCCCGUCACGCCGCCGGCGGAAGAAGAGACGACGAGAAAGGACGAGGAACGCGAUGGGACGUCGCGACGCGUAUCGAGGGCCAAAGCGGCGUCCGUUGACAAGGAUGUCACGGUGGACACGAGCGGAAAAGAAAAAAGAAGAAGCUUUUCGCAGCGAGAGGGCUUAAAGAAGGGUGUCGGGGAGCCAAGGCAGCCGGGGUCAAUCAAGGGUCGAUUAUUCGGUACGAACCGCGGGGACGAGGAACGGAGAGACUCUUCGGGGGCGGCUUCGCCGGAGCUGGUAAAGAUUGCGGAAAAAUUUUUAACCGACGAUCCACCGACGACGACGAUCAAGAAUCUCGUCUCCGGGGUAAGAGGGAUAAUUGAACCGACGAGUGCCGGUGAUCUUCGGACUCGGGGCGAAAGCUCGACGGCAACGACGGCCGGGAUGAUUUCAGCCCCUGGAGUCCUUAGGGGGCGGGAUGUCGAGGAAGGGGGGAGUUCGACGCGGGUCAACGACCCCCUUCAGGGUCGAGAUCGAGAUUUCGCGAUAACGAGAGGGACGAAGGGCGAGUCGUCGGCGGAUAUUGAACGUUGUCGGAAUUGCUGCCUCCCUCGAGGAGCGGGAAACUGCAUCGGAAGACGGAACGGGGGAUCAGGGUCGACCGGAAGUCACGUUGGACCGAGCUCAGCGGACGAUUUGUCCGCAGGGGGAAAAGGCGUGGGAAAAUUAGAAGGCGGGAGGAGGGAUACCGAGACGGACCAAGAAGUUAAAGCCACCAGACGCGAGACGAUCCCUGAGUUAUCGGGGAAGGUAUUUCUGGCGAAAGCGUGCGGGGAAAUUGGGGUGUCGCGGCCGGAUGUCGGCGGGGGAAAACAAGACGAGACGACGCCGGGUAGAUCGCUGAUAGCGAGACUGGGCGAUAAAUAUUUAGCCUCGAAGAAGAAACGGGGUAUGCGGGAAUCGUCCUCCGGCCCGCAAAAAACUCGCGGAGAAGCUACGAGGACGAUUUACCCCGGCGAAGUCGUAAGGGAUGAAGAAUCCACCCUCGGCCCGUCCGAUGCAGAACCCACUUUUCACCCCGUCCCGAUGCCAGAAGUGGCCGAAAGUAAGGAACCCCUUUCAUCGUCGAUAUUCGUCAGCCGGAACGAGACGACGACGAUGACCGAAGGGGCGGGCCGAUUGGACCGAGUUUUUACGGGGCAGGAAGAUGGGGAUGAAUAUUAUUCGCGCAUUGACGAAUCCACCGAAGCCACGAGCUCUGAAGCCUCCGUGUUUCUCGGCAAAUUCGCGACUCCUGCAUCCGUAACUUCCGGCCUCCCGGAGCAGGACCUUCUCCCGGUAGCCAUCGAGGGACCUUUUAGGACGACCGAGAACUCGGCGGAAUUCGAGAACUCGAGCCGGUCGACCGCCGCGUUGAAUCAGUGGCCGAUCAAGCACAGCGCCGUCGUCGAGGGCGAUUUGGUCCUCGGGGGACUGAUGAUGGUCCACGAGAGGGAGGACUCUGUCACCUGCGGCCCCGUCAUGCCCCAGGGCGGCGUCCAGGCCCUCGAGGCGAUGCUCUACACCCUCGACCGGCUCAAUUCCAACGGCGGCAUCCUUCCCGGCGUUAAGAUCGGCGCACACAUUCUCGACGACUGCGACAAGGACACGUACGGGCUCGAGAUGGCCGUCGACUUCAUCAAAGUUAGCGCGAUAAUCAAUCAGCCAGCUAAGAACUUGCAAAUUAAUCACCCGCCGUAG
This is a messenger RNA of Neodiprion fabricii, 2557 nucleotides long. RefSeq lists its product as uncharacterized. The record is from RefSeq and is a predicted model, not a curated record. Lineage: Eukaryota; Metazoa; Arthropoda; Insecta; Hymenoptera; Diprionidae. Gene Ontology annotation, molecular function: G protein-coupled receptor activity. The transcript has 3 exons. Gene Ontology annotation, biological process: G protein-coupled receptor signaling pathway. Bases 422 to 2557 code for a protein of 711 amino acids. Gene Ontology annotation, cellular component: membrane.